This is a messenger RNA of Aphanomyces astaci, 795 nucleotides long. RefSeq lists its product as hypothetical. The transcript has a single exon. Lineage: Eukaryota; Oomycota; Saprolegniomycetes; Saprolegniales; Verrucalvaceae. The coding region runs from base 1 to 795 and encodes 264 amino acids. The record is from RefSeq and is a predicted model, not a curated record.
AUGGCGUCGGUUCAAGUGAUAGACCCAAUCCCGCCCGUGACCAAUACAAAGUUGUACAUUUCGAUCGUAGGGGGGGUCGUGGGUUUGGCGGUGGUGGGGGUGCUGGUGGGGUGCUGCAUCCGUCACCGUCGGCAGCGCAAGGCAGCGUGGGAGUGCCAUCGCCUCCAACGAGGCACCAUGUCGGUGUACAAAGAGAGCGACCCGACGCCCAGAGGUCAUUCGUCUAUUCCCAUGGUCAACCCCCGCGGCGGCAUCACGGAAAUGCCACGCCUGUACAUGGACGAAAAUGACGAUCUUGGGAGUAGCAACCCCAAGCUAGACUUGGCCGUGUCCCACUACAUGUACAAACAGGACACGCGACGGGUAGACGAGCUUCCCCCGCCGCCGCCUCGCCGCGUGACGUCGCAGUACGACCCACGAACGAGUCUCAGCUACGAUGUCCAAGACGGCUACGACGAGUACCACCGCCAGCACGAGUACUCGUCAUCCCACCGCCACCAUCAUCGUUCUGACCAAGACAAUCCAUCACGGCUGCCCCGGACCAAGUCGGCUCGGCAACAGCAAGACAACUGCCGCGACCACCAACUCGUGCUUCGCGACGAGUACCGGUACGACCAAGAACCCACGGGGAAACACCUGGCCAUUAAAGGCCGACCCCACAACUUCUCCGACGAUGACGAGUUUAGGUUCAUACCAACCAACCAAAGCCACGAGUCCCCGAGUUCCCUCCGCAAUAAUUACGGCGGCUACGACCUAUCAUUUAGUAGUGCUGAGGACCGACCGUACUAUCGUUAA